This is a messenger RNA of Pungitius pungitius (ninespine stickleback), 2682 nucleotides long. Its product is annotated as potassium voltage-gated channel subfamily A member 2. The transcript has 2 exons. Gene Ontology annotation, biological process: potassium ion transmembrane transport; protein homooligomerization. Gene Ontology annotation, molecular function: protein binding; delayed rectifier potassium channel activity. The record is from RefSeq and is a predicted model, not a curated record. NCBI's taxonomy places the organism in Eukaryota, Metazoa, Chordata, Actinopteri, Perciformes, Gasterosteidae. The coding region runs from base 857 to 2341 and encodes 494 amino acids. Gene Ontology annotation, cellular component: membrane; voltage-gated potassium channel complex; juxtaparanode region of axon.
AAACGUUCGGACGCGCUUGCACGCGCGUAUCCACGGCGCGCACACGGGAGCCUGCGUGAUGUCUCCACGUGGCGCGCCUCAACGGGGGACAAACGUGGAGAUUGGCCGAGUGAUUUUCAGAUGAAUUGUCACACUAACACGAAAAGAAUAAGUCCUGAUGCGCGUUUCCACAACGCGUGUUUUUUUUCCUUUUAAGCCCACUCCCUCCUCCUCCUCCUCCUCCUCGCCUCGCUUUUCCUCCCCACCCUUUUGCAGAUGUUGGCUCUGCGAGCCCCUCAUCAGGACCAUUUACCUUUGCGCGUCACAGUCAUGCUGUGCUGGAGGGCAAACAGCGGGGGCAAAUCAUUGUGCUGAUGCUGCACCUUUGGUCGGUGGAGGGAAACACCAGCACCUCCUCGAUCGGUCCCCUCCCUCCUCCCUCCUCCCUUUUUUUUUUUUUUUUUUUUUGUUGCCAAUCGCCAUCCAACGACAGCCUACCCGUAGGAAAGGAGUCUGGGAGGGGAGAGCGAGGACACACCCGCACAUACUGUACCCGGUGUACGCGGCGAGGAUGCCGCAGACAACACGAGGUGAACAUCAUCGAAUGCUCCACAUUGGAUUUUUUUUUUUUUUUUAACCUGCUCUGACGACCUGAUUGUCGCAGCUGGUUAUUCACCUCGCUGAUAUCAACGUCCAGCGGGAGCAGCAACUCCCACCACGUAUGGAAAAGAUGCCUCCAGUCGGAACCUAGGGGACACCCUGUGGCCGUCAGGUCAUUACGCCGUUGAGCCCCCUCCCUCUCCUGGACCCCGCCCGCAGUUCUCCAAGCUGCAGGACCCUGACUCACUGAAAAGUGCAGGCCUCCACCCCCUGCAGAAUGACUGUCGCCACCGGCGACCCCUCUGACGAGGCGGCCACUCACCCGGGGCAGGACUACGACCCGGAGGCCGACCACGAGUGCUGCGAGAGGGUGGUCAUCAACAUCUCAGGGCUUCGCUUCGAGACUCAACUAAAGACCCUCUCACAGUUCCCAGAGACGCUGCUGGGGGACCCCAAAAAGAGGAUGCGCUACUUCGACCCGCUGAGGAACGAGUACUUUUUUGACAGGAACAGACCCAGCUUCGACGCCAUAUUGUAUUAUUACCAAUCAGGGGGCCGGCUAAGAAGGCCGGUCAACGUCACCCUUGAUAUUUUCUCAGAGGAGAUUCGCUUCUACGAGCUGGGCGACGAGGCCAUCGAGAUAUUCAGAGAAGACGAGGGCUUCAUCAAGGAGGAGGAGCGUCCUCUUCCGGACAACGAGUUUCAGAGACAGGUGUGGCUGCUGUUUGAGUACCCAGAGAGCUCAGGUCCUGCUAGGAUUAUUGCCAUAAUCUCUGUUAUGGUCAUUCUGAUAUCUAUCGUCAGUUUCUGCUUGGAGACCCUUCCCAUUUUCCGCAAUGAUGAUGACGAUAUGCACAGGUCUGAAGUCUAUUACCCCGAGACCAACACCACAAUCAUCACUUACACGUCCACCUACUUCACCGACCCCUUCUUUAUCCUGGAGACCCUCUGCAUCAUAUGGUUCUCCUUUGAGUUUCUAGUGCGCUUCUUCGCCUGCCCCAGCAAAGCCGGCUUUUUUGGCAACAUAAUGAACAUAAUUGAUAUCGUUGCCAUCAUCCCUUACUUCAUCACUCUCGGCACGGAGCUCGCGGAAAAGCCAGACGACGGUCAGGCGGGUCAGCAAGCCAUGUCUUUAGCCAUUCUCAGGGUCAUCCGCUUGGUGCGAGUGUUCCGUAUUUUUAAGCUCUCCCGUCACUCCAAGGGGCUUCAGAUUUUGGGUCAGACCCUGAAAGCCAGCAUGAGAGAGCUGGGCCUGCUCAUCUUCUUCCUCUUCAUCGGGGUCAUCCUUUUCUCGAGCGCCGUCUACUUCGCCGAAGCGGACGAGCCCGAGUCCCAGUUCGAAAGCAUCCCGGACGCCUUCUGGUGGGCCGUGGUGUCCAUGACAACGGUAGGCUACGGCGAUAUGGUCCCAACCACCAUCGGCGGCAAGAUCGUGGGCUCCCUCUGCGCCAUCGCCGGCGUGCUCACCAUCGCCUUGCCCGUGCCCGUCAUCGUGUCCAACUUCAACUACUUCUACCACCGCGAGACCGAAGGCGAGGAGCAGGCGCAGUACCUGCAGGUCAACGUGGCCAAGGCCGACUCGUCGGAGGAGCUGAAGAAGAGCCGCAGCGGCUCCACCAUCAGUAAAUCGGACUACAUGGAGAUCCAGGAGGCGGUGAACAACAGCCGCGAGGAAAUUCAGGAGGAGAACCUUAAGACGGCCAACUGCACGCUGGCCAACACAAACUACGUAAACAUCACCAAAAUGCUCACAGAUGUGUAGGCUUCUGCUUUUUCUCCUCCCCCGUCAAGGCGGGAAAACGCGCAGCCGGGCAUCUGGGCGGGACAGGCGCACAGCCUCCCAUCUCACGUGUGCUGGGAAAAGAAGGCAAUAGAAAUCAGGGUGACGAUGAUGGACAGUUGGAUAUUAAAGAACGCGAAGCCCAUCCGCUCACUCCUCACUCAUCCUGUCUUCCCUCCUCACAACUUGCCGUUAAAACUCCUGAUGACUGUCAAACAGAGUGGAAUUUCGCAUUUCUGCAUGGAGUUGGCUGGCUUUUUGUGUGUGUAUGUGUGUGCGUGCGUGCGUGUGGCUGUUUUAAAAAAAAAAAAAAAGAAUAACAA